Messenger RNA from Dibothriocephalus latus, 1077 nucleotides. Lineage: Eukaryota; Metazoa; Platyhelminthes; Cestoda; Diphyllobothriidea; Diphyllobothriidae. The record is from the annotation of a GenBank genome assembly.
AUGGAAACCGGUGAAACUCCAAACUCCAGUCUCUGUGCUGCUGAACCCAGUCCCGCGCGUAAAAGGAGGCACAUCGAAGCCUCCGAGGACUGCUCUGAAACCUGCUCCUACAAGCCGGCCAAAAUGGAAAUUGUGAAAAUUUUACGCAAUGAUACGCGGGGCAAAUGCAUUUGCCUGCAUGCUAAGUUUAUUGACUCUCCCAACCAGGAUGCUAUUGUUGUUCUUCAGAAGAGUCCUUUCCCUAACGAGGUGCAGGCCCUCUGUGAAGCCCAUCUGGGGCGUCCGUCUUCUGAGAACAGGAAGCCAAAAGAGGAGGGGAAGGAGGAGGAGGUGCAUAACGGAUCAGAAGAGAAUCUUGUUUUUCCCGAGUGGAAAGCCGAUCGGAUCAUGGAUAAUGACAUCUACCAUCGGCGCCUAGUAAAGUCUGGAUUAGAGGAUCUGAACUCACUCAGUAUGACUGUAAUCCACCCUGCGGAGGCGCAACACUUUGCCAAGUACUCGGCCUCCAGACGCCGGCUGGUUCUCGAAACCCCGCAGAUCUAUUCGGAUGUCAUUGUGCCCUUUUUGGCGGCUAGCCCUCGCGAUCUGGCCUGGGUAGACAACAUUCUGAAUGGCACAGCUGAAGUCGAUAGAGUGCUCUUCACUGAUCCGGAUGAAUCCCUGGGCUUCACCUUUGUCCUUGAUUACCGCUGGGAUGGACGCCAAUUACACGAACUACACUGUCUGGCGUUGGCUCGGUCAACCGGUCUCACAUGUCUGCGAGAUCUGCGAGCCUGUCACGUGCCAAUGCUGAAGAAGAUGUUGUCAGAAGGCCGCCAGGCUCUCGUCGCAAAAUAUGGUAGUGGCGGCGGCGGCAGCGGCAGCAGCAAUAUUACUGCUGACAAUAAGACAGCAGCGGGCAAGGCUUACCUUGCUGAGGAUGUUAUCGCCAAUCUGGAGCUAGACGGAGAGUUCUACGCCCGCCGGACCAUGCCCAUGUUUCUGCAUGAAAAUCAUGCCUUUCUGGCAGCAAUCCGAGAGUCGGCGUCAGCUGUAAAAACAGAGAUGGCAGCCGAGAUGAGUGAGAAAAACCCCUGA